UCCGUGACUUAAUGCCCAUUUUUGUCUCUCAAGCUUCUUCAACCGCCUACCUUGUUUCUUCAAUCUCUUCUCUUCUGUGUUUUCCCAUAGAAAUCUUCGUUCGAAGCAAAAUGUUUGUGAAACCCAAUUCUUCGUUUUCAUUCUCAACCAUGCAAAGGGAUGGUUUUGGCCUCCCCUUCUUUGGUUUGACUUCCCAACAGGGAAUUAGAAGCACAAAGUUUCUGGCCUCUGUUUCCAAAGAACCAGAGACUUUGUCCCUGGAGAGUGUGAUAUUCCGGCCAUUUGAAGAGCUCAAGAAAGAUGAUCUUGUUGUUCCGGUGAACCCUCAUCUUUCACUCGCUCGCCAGUUUUAUUCUGAAGAAUGUGAAGCUGCAGUCAACGAGCAGAUUAAUGUGGAAUACAACGCGUCAUAUGUGUACCACGCCUUGUUUGCUUACUUUGACAGAGACAACAUUGCUCUUAAGGGCCUUGCCAAGUUCUUUGAGGAGUCGAGUGAAGAAGAAAGAGAACAUGCUGAAAAGCUUAUCAAAUAUCAGAAUAUUCGCGGAGGAAAAGUAAAACUCCACCCUCUUGUAUGUCCUCAAUCUGAAUUCGAGCAUGCAGAGAAGGGAGAUGCAUUAUUUGCUAUGGAACUAGCAUUGUCAUUGGAAAAGUUAACGAACAAAAAACUUCUGAACUUGCAUAGAGUGGCAGAGAGGAACAGUGAUCCCCAGUUGGCAGAGUUUAUUGAGAGGGAGUUCCUAACUGAGCAGGUGGAGGCAAUCAAGAAGAUAGCAGAAUAUGUAUCUCAAUUGAGGCUUGUUGGUAAAGGCCAUGGUGUGUGGCACUUUGAUCAGAAACUCCUCCAUGAAUACGAUGCUGCAUGAUGAAGAUUUUCAUCUUUCAAAGGGUUAUGCUAUUUGAUGCUUUUCUGAGGUCAUUAUUUAUGUAGAAAUUUGUAUGAGCAGUACUACUGUUUAGUUAAAGUGUUUUUUAUGUUAAAGUUCAAGGAGGAUAGGAAACUCUCUGUAGAAUAUUAUGAAUAUUUAAAUUAAAUAAAAUAUAAUCAUAAUAAAGUUUCUAGUGGCUGUA
Molecule: messenger RNA, 1071 nt
Organism: Ziziphus jujuba (common jujube)
Lineage: Eukaryota; Viridiplantae; Streptophyta; Magnoliopsida; Rosales; Rhamnaceae
Product: ferritin-3, chloroplastic
Exons: 8
Coding region: 12-866 (284 amino acids)
Biological process (GO): iron ion transport; intracellular iron ion homeostasis
Cellular component (GO): cytoplasm
Molecular function (GO): ferric iron binding; ferrous iron binding
Source: RefSeq, a predicted model, not a curated record